AUGCCGCAGAUGUCGGUUGGUGGCGACGGCGCGGAUGUGUGGUUGAACAUGCCGCAGAUGUCGGUUCCUAAAUUCUCCGGCUCGUGUGUCGAUUGGCCAGGCUACUAUAAUGCCUUCACGAGCCUCAUCCACAACAACAGCAAUUUGAGUAAUGUUCAGAAGCUGCACUUUCUCAAGGAAUCGUUGCCAGCAAAUCGCAAUAACGACAUCCGUCAGAUGCAGCUCACGGAAGAAAACUAUUCAGUGGGCUGGGGAAUGAUGAUCAAGAGGUUAAACAAUCCUCGCCUCGUUUUCGCUCACCACAUGAACGCUAUCUACGUGUUGCCCAGGCUGCAAAAGGACAACACGGAUCUAAUACACUCGAUGCUAAGCACAGUCAAUGUUUGCCUGGCUCCAUUCCGUCGCGUCCAAGCCUUGGAUGGGGAAUUGCAGCACUGGUUUUCGCAUUACGUAGCAUCAAGGUUACCAAAGGAGACCCACAACGCUUGGGAGCACCAUCUUCACAAGAGCACUCUGGGCGUCCUAAUGGUCCCUGUUACCACUGUGGCGGCGUCCAUAUUUUGCCCCGUUGCACAACCUUCUUGGACUUGA
Messenger RNA from Drosophila eugracilis, 591 nucleotides. RefSeq lists its product as uncharacterized. The coding region runs from base 1 to 591 and encodes 196 amino acids. The transcript has a single exon. Lineage: Eukaryota; Metazoa; Arthropoda; Insecta; Diptera; Drosophilidae. The record is from RefSeq and is a predicted model, not a curated record.